Molecule: messenger RNA, 1338 nt
Organism: Neospora caninum
Lineage: Eukaryota; Apicomplexa; Conoidasida; Eucoccidiorida; Sarcocystidae
Product: putative 3-methyl-2-oxobutanoate dehydrogenase (lipoamide) kinase
Exons: 10
Coding region: 1-1338 (445 amino acids)
Biological process (GO): protein phosphorylation; regulation of glucose metabolic process
Cellular component (GO): mitochondrion
Molecular function (GO): pyruvate dehydrogenase (acetyl-transferring) kinase activity
Source: RefSeq, a predicted model, not a curated record
AUGCGUUGUGUGGAAAAGGCUCUCGGCUCUCUGCCGUGCCGCGCGAUCGGCACUCGAACCGUACACUCCCGCGCACAAACUCACAACGAUUCACCAAAGUCGGAAGCCUCGCCCGCGUGGAGUUCUCCCCGUCCCAACGUCGGCGCGCAUGCAGCCCUGCUCGUGCCGCAAAACGUUCUCGCCAACUCGUGGCACACCGUCGCGGUGGUGGAGAAGAUGAGCAGCACGCCGAUCCGGCCCAUGACCAUCAAACGUCUGCUCCAGUUGGAACCCGCAAACGAAACGUCGCUCCUUAAAGGGGCCGAGUGGAUUCGAGAAGAACUUCCAGUGCGCCUGUCGCACCGGCUGUACGACUUCCACCGUCUCCCGUUUGUCGCGGUGACAAAUCCUCUUGUCCAUUCUGUCUACGAGACCUACGUGAAGACGUUUGACCGUAUGAGGCGGCUUCCGCCUCUCAAGACGGUCGGCGACAUGAACGCGUUCGUCCAGCUCGUCGAGAAGGAGCGGUCAACGCACGACCGCACGGUUGACCUGAUGGGUCAGGGCGUUCGCCAGCUUCGUCGAGUCUGCCGAGAUAUCGAUUUGAAUUCCUUCUUAGAGCGCUUCUUCUACUUCCGAAUCGGCAGGCGCGUCAUGAUAGACCAGCUGGUUCACCUGCAGCGCAAACAGGAAGGAUGGCAAGGGAUCAUCCACUUGAACUGCCACGCGGCGAAGAUCAUCGAGCAGAGAAGCAAGGACGUGUGCGAGUCUUGCCGACACUCCUACGGUCUCGCUCCGCCUGUCGUCAUUUCAGGAAACACCGACAUGAAAUUCGCCACGAUCCCCGACCACCUGGCGCUCAUUGUCACGGAGGUUCUGAAGAACGCACUGCGAGCGACUGUGGAGUUCCACACGAUGGGGAACUCUCUCGUCGACGCCACGACUAGAGGCAUGAUCCAGGAAGACGAGGACCUACCUGAAGUGAAAGUUGAAGUAUACAAGGGCAAGCGAGAGGUCGUGAUAAAAAUCUCCGACAAAGGUGGCGGCGUUCCUCCACCAAAGCUUCAGGACAUCUGGAGCUUCGGGUAUAGCACCGUCGGAGACAGCAACACAAAGCUGCAGGAGAAGUCCUCAGGCAUGGGCGAAAACUUCAUCCGCUCCGAUAUGGCUGGAUAUGGCUUCGGUCUUCCAUUAGCUCGCGCGUUCGCUCGCUACUUCGGAGGAGACAUUCAUGUUCAGUCCCAUUUCGGCAUUGGAACGGACGUGUACAUCACGUUGAAUCAUAUCGGAGAUCAAGAGGAGGCACUGUACUACGAAGAGCGCCCCGAACUGCGACUGGAACACAAAGUGACAGAAUAG